AUGAGGCUCUUCCUGAUUGUUGCAAUUCUGCUAUUCCAGAAACCCACAGAAACUGAACAACUUAAGAAAUGCUGGGGUCACUACAUUCAAGGAAACUGCAGGAAGGUCUGCAGAGUCACUGAAAUACGGGAGGUGCUUUGUGAGAACAGGAGAUACUGCUGCCUUAACAUCAAACAACUGGAAGAACGGAAAAAAGUUACAGUGCGGCCUCGUCCCAAGCCACCAACAUUUGCAGCCACUUUUCCUCCGUACAAAGAUGUAGAAAUCACACCUUCCUCAGGCUCCCAAGACAGACAAUAUGUAAAUUAA
Molecule: messenger RNA, 309 nt
Organism: Marmota flaviventris (yellow-bellied marmot)
Lineage: Eukaryota; Metazoa; Chordata; Mammalia; Rodentia; Sciuridae
Gene: Defb127
Product: defensin beta 127
Biological process (GO): innate immune response
Cellular component (GO): extracellular region
Source: RefSeq, a predicted model, not a curated record